GCCUUUUUUCCGUCAUAACAGUAUGCGCUUUUCCUCGUAUUCGCCGCGAUCCCAACUAACAUCUGCUUCCAUUUAUUUCCGUGGUUUUUCACUCGCGUAGGAUUCCAGAGUGAUCGGCACCGCACGUCUGCAUCUGCUGUCUUUGGCGGCCAGGGAUCAUCCGCUGCCGUGUAUAAGUAUCCAAAUGUCUUCUGCUUCCUGCGUAGGUCUUCAGAGGUCGCUUGCGCCGUUUUUUAUACAUCAGUUCUUCUUAGCUCUGGUUCCAUCAGGUCCUGUAUAUGUGGUUUUUCCAGUUGCAGCGUCUUCCUUUGUGCGUCGUAUUUUCUAAAGCCAUGUCGACAGAAUUUUUAAUAGUGGAUAUCAAGCCAGAAACACAAAACUGGACAUGUCGCGUAACUGUGGUGGAAAAACAAAACAUAUGAACCGCAAAAUCUUCUCCCAUGAAAUUUAUGCCCCUGGUUCUCGUUGAUUGUGCUGGGAAUAGAGUGCAGGCAACUGCUUUUGCAGGCGACAUCUAUGGAAUUGAUGCGCAGCUGCAGUUGUACUCGACCUACCUCAUUUCUAGUGCAUAUGUGAAGCCAUUGACUGAUCUGCGCUUCUGUGUAGACCACAACUACCAAUAUGUGUGGUCAUUCACAAGACGCACAUUCAUCCAGGAUGUUGCCCCUGAAGAAGGGGUGGACUUUCGACAGAUUGCUCAAAAUACCACCGAACCUUUCCGAGAGAUCUUUGCCUGUUACUUAGCUGCUCAAAAAGUUUAAUGGAUGUUAUUGCUGCUAAACUGCCCCGAACCAUCAUAGUGACUGGUGAUGAGCAAACACUUGCAUGGGACGUCGUUGUGGUUAAUGAAGAGCUAACAUUUGUGCCUGUGACCAUGUGGGAAGAGUUUGUGACCCGCCAUGGUGCGGAAAUUGACAAGUUUUUGCAAUCUGGUUAAUGGCCAGUUAUAUUUGUCACCAGGGCUGCUGCAAAUAUCUAUCAAGGCCUAUCACUGUCAACUCGCUAUGAUUCGCACAUGGAAUUAAACCCGGGCGGUGAUCGCGCGCUGGUGCUAAAAAAAUGGGCCAGAGAGAACAGCGCAAGGAUCGAACAAUUGUUGUUUGAGAAGCAAUACGACCAUGCUCUUGGAAAUAUAGCUUGCCCCCUCUCACAGCCCCAAACACUUCUUGCUUCACUAGAAACUAACCUUAAUAAGGUGCCAAUUGUCUGGAUGUGUGGCAAGUUGAACCUAAGUGACACUUCUGGAGAGUCGUACUACAUCGACUGUGAUUAUUGCAAUCGUCGUGUUUACGCGCCAGAAGGCAGCACUUUCCAAUGCAUGUUCUGUGGACAAAAGGAAGGCCGCACAGUGAAGCGAUUUAUACUCAACGCCACACUCACUGACAGUACCGCUACCUUUCCGGUGACAUUCUUCACAAACGGCGUACUAAAGCUGUAUGGUUACGUUUGCAUGGAUCAUGAAAAAAACUUCGACAUCAAUGCACUUGAUGCACAACUGCAAAAGAUGUCUGUUAUUGCUGGCGUGAAGCGCGCCAAAAUCGGUGAAGAAGGCCUACGUGGGAACCCUUGAUGCAAGAAAUAACUCGAAAAUAUAUUCUUGAGCUGUUCGGGAAACCAACCAUCCAAUAAACUCUACAAUCUAAUUUGCCCGUAAAAGUGAAUACGGUACGCUCUAUUAGCGACAAGUUGAUACCCAAAUUAAGCACGAUUCGAAUGCUUGUAUAAAUGGUCAUCCCGAUUGUCUUGCGAUGUAUGGUCAUUCGCCUCAUAAAUACCCACUCAGAAAACACUCCCAAGGUCCGUUCAUUCUUACGCUCAUUCACCGCAGUCACCACCCGCCAUCACCAUCGCCGCUGCCCUGCGUAUCGAGCGUUUGUGUUGACAGAUACUAUGUUCACACCGUGCAUGGCAAACGCAUUAUUGUUGCUACAAUCGACCCUACUGCAGCGCCUCAAGCUGACUGCACAACAAAUCCUGAUUGGAAACACUUUUUGAACGCCACUGGUUACUUUCGAUUACUGCCGACAUCGUUCAGAAACAAAACAGAGCUGGAGCACAAACUCAGGCACUUUGUGCAGCGAGGUGCUUCACUGCCUCACCUUGCAAGUCUUCUGUCCUCCAAAACGCCCCCUCUGCUGUUCACUUCCUUUUACAACUUUUCUAAUUUUCAUCUUUUCCUUAUUGUGCUUUUCCACAGUUUGCCCUCAAACUGGCUCUAUUCAUUUCCCAGACAUGCUACAAUUUGCGAUCGUCUGGUUUCUACUUACUGUACCUGACAUUGAAUUUGUUGUACAAUACCCGCAUUGAAUUACCUCGUUUGCAUUACUUCUUCAUAGAGAACAACAUUCCAUUUGGCAGCCAUGUCGUGUUAAGGCACAUUGGUGAUUUCACAUUCCAAGUCCUAAUGUUUGACAGAGAAGGCUUCUCUUUGAACUUGGCUGGAACACCUUCAGGUUCUAUCAUCGAUUAUACCCCCAUACCCAUUCUAUAUGUACGUUGAAUCAUGUUUGCCCAACUGCUCGUACAACCAAAUGUACUGCCCACCCUCAUUUUUAUAUAUUCCUAACCAGACUGCAAAGCUUUCUUGCGCCAAUCCAGCGACAAACGAGGCCGCCUCCAAGCCUUCCUUCGAACAGAGGACACACAUCUGGUAACAAAAGAAGACCCAAUACUUCGCAAACUUCAAAUGAGUUUUGACCUCAAAAAACAAACAACCAUCGCAUUCUUCAAGUAUGGAAGGGGUAGAGUUAGACUCAUUACCAUGGCACAAUGUGGCAUAGAAGACCCACCCACCCACAAUCACAAGUACGAAAUCUGCAGCGCUUCAUACAUCAACCAUUCCGGCCCUUCUUAAUCCACUGAAACGUUACAACACUUUUGCGAUGGAUUCUUGUUUAUUUUGGCUGCCCCGUUAUUUAUAUCAACACUAACAUUGCAAUCAUCCAACAACUCUCUUUCAUUCAAAUCCUUUUAAACAAUGAUAGGAUUUAUCUAAGUGAUUAACUUACUGCUUACACUCAAUGUUUUAAAAUAUUGUUCCCCAUAAUGUUU
Molecule: messenger RNA, 3051 nt
Organism: Cuscuta europaea
Lineage: Eukaryota; Viridiplantae; Streptophyta; Magnoliopsida; Solanales; Convolvulaceae
Source: the annotation of a GenBank genome assembly